Molecule: messenger RNA, 3864 nt
Organism: Caenorhabditis sp. 36 PRJEB53466
Lineage: Eukaryota; Metazoa; Nematoda; Chromadorea; Rhabditida; Rhabditidae
Source: the annotation of a GenBank genome assembly
AUGGAGCGACGUGGUGAAUCUCCUAGCGAUAGCGUAUCGAUCAACGGAGGGUGAGUGUAAUUUGAUUCAUAUUUCAUUUAUUCAUCGCAGAAAAAAAGGAACACCGGUAAAAGAGGGGAACACCAGAAGGGGGCUGCAAGAUGAAUAGGAAGGGAAGGGAACCAUCCCCGCAAGAGGAGGGCGCCCUUGGUAGGGGGUACAGGAAAGGGAACAUUAGAAGUGGGGUUAAUAUUUAGCAAUUGAGAUAUCUACGAGUGACUGGAAUUGGGAGGGGGAAAAGAAGGAAUUACAGUUUAUGACGAUAGCAUUCCAGAGGGGGACAGUUUUAGUAAAGAAGUUUGGAGAGAGGGGGGACACACAAGUGAGUAACAUGGGGCGUCGCUGUGAGGAGGUAGAACGCAGAAAUUGCGAAAUUUGGGGGAGAUAGGCAUCGCCUGUUAAGAUCUUAUAGAGGAGUAGUAGCGGGGAUUUGAGUCUGUGCUGGCGAAUGGAGAGCAUGUUGAGAGUUGCGAGAUGGUCGGGGUAAGAGGAGAACGGGAUAUUGCAGCGCUGGAGGAUGUGGCGCGAGUACCAGCGAAGGGGUUUUUCCAGGGAGGCGGCGGGAAGCGAGCGAGGAGGAGGAGAGUAAAUCGCCGAGCAGUAUUCGAGAAGGGGAAGAACAUAGGAUUUAAAGAGGAAUAUAUAGAAGGCUGGAGACGACGAUUUGAACGAUUUGGCAAGCUGUUUGGCACGGAGCAGAGCUAGGGAGGCAGUGCGUGAUAUGUGGUCGCGGUAGAAUAAAAUGUUGUCAGUUACGAGGCCUAGGUCCCUGACUGAGGAGAAGGGCGAUAUGGGGAGACCGGCAAUCGUGUACGUGUGACGGGGGUUCCUGGACCCGAGAUGCAGAAGAGCAGUUUUAUGAUGGGCCAAGGGAAGGGAGUUGGUGUCUGAUCAAUCGACAAUUAGGUCAAUAGCACACUGUAAGGCGGAAGGAUCAUGAGAGGAGAUUUUGAUGUCGUCGGCGAAUGCGGUGAAGUGGACAAGUUCUUCAAGUCUGAGCAGUAGAUCAUUAAUAUAGAUGAGGAAGAGGAGGGGACCAGUGACUGUGCCUUGGGGAACACCGGAAGGGAUCGGGUGUUUGGAUGGGUCGGAUGCGGAAUUUACUAGAACGGAAAAGGCCGGAGCCAUUGCGAUAUUUUUUUAUUUAGCGAAAUCACCAACAGCGAUAACAUCAUAAGCUCGAUCCAGAAAAUCAACAUAGAUACGAAGUUUGUUUGAAUGAAGUUUUCGAAAUUUACCUUUUUUUUUUAGAGAUAUGCCGGAUUCGCCAAGGCGGAGACAAGCGUCGCUGUCACUUGCACGUUCCAGGAAAAGGUACGAGUAGAUCACAACAUUGUCGACGUUCCGAGUAAAUCAUGUUCCAUCAGACAAUCAAGACUUCCAUCCGGAGAUCGUUCUGAUAAAAAUGAACCGGUUAACCAGGACAAACGGCCACGUGUCAGCAGAAGCAAUACCAGAAGCCGCAGUCGCGUCACAAACAGAGCCAGAAGUGGAACUGCGAGCAGAGCGUCGCCCCGAAGAGCAACACGCGCUGUGAACAGACCUUCUGCGAACAACGGGCCGAGACGAGGAACUACUCCGAUCGAUCCCUCCUCGGCGGAACAUCGUCAUACGAGAAGUCAAGACGAGUUUCUCGCUCCGCCCAGUAAAAGUGCAGGGAAACGACGCGAGGUGGCGCGGAAGAAGACAGAGGAAUCCGCGAGAAACGAGAAAGCAAAGAAGAAACAAGGUGCAAAGAAGAAUUCAUCUCAGAAGGAGAAAAAAGUCCCUGGAAAAGAUGAAGCCGAGAAGAAGAAGAGAAAAGAGACAAUUAGAUCGACGAUCGCCACUAACAGAGACGUUGUGUCCGAGGACGAAAGCGAUGGGGCUGCAGGAAAUAGGUGAGAGGAGAAUGUAGAUCGUUCAAACUUUCAAAUAAGUAUUUCUAAACAGGGAUGAGCCCGAUGACGGUUCGAACUAUCUCAUCAUGGUUUUGGUAAAGAAAGAGGAUUGCCGCGAAAGCAUUACCACUGACUUUGGUGAUCGCAUCCGAGUGCUUGGUCCGAAGUACGUUGCACUCAUUCCAAAGUCUUGCAACGAAGGCCGCCGAGCUCAGAAAUUUGGAAGCUUUAAAAUAUGUGAUGAAAGGCCGGGUAUUCCGAACAGAAAGUUUUCGGCGGCUGAUCGAUCAAAGUACGGAGACAAGGCAGAAUGGCCCGUUCAGGCAGUUUACGAGGUAAGUGCCAGGGACUAACUCUGCGGUGAAAACUAAGUUUUUCAGGUUUGGGAGGACGGCAAGAUAGACACUAAAAAUGUGUUCGUGCAUUACGAAGGAUGGGCUCCGAUUACGAAGACCAUGUGCACAAUCGCCUCGUGUAGAGACACGGCCUCUGAAAUGUUGCAAGAAGCAGAGUGGCGACGGAUGUUUUUCGAAGCCUACAAGGCGAACGCCAAGAGGAUUGCUCUCAUUGACGCGUUCAGAGACACGUUGUCAGGCAAGUGGAAGCCUCGUCCGGACAUCGAAGAGCAAUUGUCGAAGCGGGACCCGUGCAAGCAGUCGAGCUCGUCAUUCUGGUCGUUCGAGGACAUGACCUACUACCAUUCUGUCGCCAACAAAGAGGUCGGACUGGCGCCCGUCUUUUACAUGAACUUGAGCCAGCAGCAGAAGAAGACGCCUUAUUAUGCGGUUGGUUGUUGUUUCUCGAACCCUACUCUCAGUUCUCUCUGGUUUCAGUACACUCCGGUGAACAUUGUCGACAGUGACGCCCUCAAGGAAUGCGAGCAGCACGAUGCCAUCGAGACGUGGAGUGCAUUGACGCAUGCGUUGAACGUGGCUCGAGUGAACAAUGGUUCCAAGAGUAACGUGUGUGAGAAUUCUGCAGAGUGCAAGUGUGACGUAUUGGUAAUCUAACGUCAGCGCCUAGUUUCAUUUCCAUGUCUUUAUUUUCAGGCCCAACUAGUGUAUGGCUCGGAACUCAAGACCCACCAGCAAUUGUCCUAUUAUUACGACGACGUGACUCAACAGGUUCUUCUGAAUUUAGAAGACUUUGAUCCAGUGAAGAAGCGGAUCGUCGUAGAAUGUUCGGACGCUUGCAAAUGCAGUCUCGCGUGUCCCCGGCGACGUCUUCAGAAAGGACAACAGAAGCCGCUGUUCGUCGUGCACCAAGGCGAUAGCAUAGGAUUCCAUCUCUACGCCGGGUCAAACAUAGAAGCUGGCGAGUUAAUCUGUGAAUACACGGGAGAAAUGCAGCUGAUCCCGCAGGACGAAUGGGAUGAAGAAGCUGUGGCCCUGCAUGCGAAACAGCUCGCGAAGAAGGCGGAGAGCGAGAAUCCGACGACACAGCCAGUUGCGAAACCAGUUCCGAUCCGAAGACCUAGGGGACGUCCUUCCAAGAACUCGGUUCGACCUGCGCCUGUUCCAGAGAAAAAGGAGAAAACUCUGGAGCCAGGAGGGCCGCAAGAAGAGACGGAAAAGGAAGAAGCAGAUUGUUCGUAUGAUGUGCUUUGCGGGUUCAUGAAUCCGAAACUGAGAAUUCGUGCUUACAACAAAGGGUAAGUUUCUCGAGAAAACAAGACAUUCAUUCGGGUUUCUUUUUCAGAAACAUUGCCCGUUUCGCGAACCACAGCUGCGCCCCGAAUGCUGUAUUCGUCGAAGUGCAUAGCCGUCGUUUCGAGAAGGAUCCUUUGAUUCCUCGAGUCGCUAUUUACGCGAAGGCGCGCAUUGCUCUCGGCCAAGAGAUUACGAUCUCCUAUUGGCUGAAGCACGAGAUGGGUAGACGUAGGAAUUGGAUUGCAUGCAGGUGCGGCUCCGACGAUUGCAUGAGAUACCUUCCGUCCGGCGAUUAA